AUGUUCUGGUGGCUCUACUAUGCAAAUAACCCAACCAAAGACUUCACAGAACUACCUCUCAUCUUGUGGCUCCAGGUAAGGUUUGGAGCUUCAGGCUCUGGAUUUGGGAACUUUGAAGAGAUUGGCCCAUUAGACAAAGAAAUGAAACCAAGAAACACAACCUGGUUGCAGGCAGCCAGUAUCUUGUUUGUGGAUAAUCCCGUGGGUGCUGGAUUCAGUUACGUGGAUGAUUGUAGCUUGUUUGCCAAAAACCUUACUGCAGUAGUUUCUGAUAUGAUGGUUUUUCUUGGAGAAUUCUUCAGAUGUAGAACAGAAUUCCAGACCAUCCCAUUCUACAUAUUUUCUGAAUCUUACGGAGGUAAAAUGGCUGCUGGCAUUGCUUUAGCUCUGCAUGAGGCUGUUCAAAAAGGGACCAUAAAGAGCAAUUUUAUGGGGACUGCUCUUGGAGACUCAUGGAUUUCUCCUUUGGACUCUGUGCUGUCUUGGGGGCCCUACCUUUACAGCACUUCUCUCCUUGAUGAUAAUGGUCUAGCAGAGGUGACUGCUGUUGCCAAAGAAAUAACGGAUGCAAUAAAUAAAAAUCAAUAUGAGCUGGCCACUGAGCUCUGGGACAAGGCUGAAGGUGUCAUUGAAGAGAACACAGACAAUGUGAACUUUUAUAACAUCAUGACUAAGGAGGUUCCAGAAAUUAAAUCAAAUGAACAAGAUAAUCUCCAUCUCAUGUGUCUCUCUUUUUCUAUAGGACUUUACCAACGCCAUGUGAAAAAUAUGCAUAAGGACAGCCUGAAUGAAUUCAUGAAUGGACCCAUCAGAAAGAAGCUAAAAAUUAUUCCUGACUGUGUGAAAUGGGGAGGUCAGUCCAGAAAUGUCUUUGAGAACAUGGCUGAGGACUUCAUGAAACCUGUCAUUGAUAUUGUUGAUCAGCUUUUGGCAGCCAACAUCAAUGUUACAGUCUAUAACGGGCAGCUGGAUCUCAUUGUUGCCACCAUAGGCCAGGAGGCGUGGAUCCGGAAACUGAAAUGGCCUAAUUUGGACCAGUUCAACCAGCAAAGGUGGAAGGCGCUCUAUGUGUCUCCAGAAUCCACUGAGACAGCUGCUUUCCACAAAGCCUAUGAGAAUUUUGCUUUCUUCUGGAUUCUUAAGGCUGGGCACAUGGUACCGUCUGAUCAAGGAGAGAUGGCACUGAAAAUGGUCAGGAUGGUGACCCAACAGCAGCACUAGGGAGGGGGAGGCCAGCUGCUAUGGCUUCCUGACGAAUGACAGUGCUCUUGCAGAACGUGAGUCCAAAAUAAGCUGCAGGAGGAACAGUGGCUGUUUGGACACAUAGCCUCUCUGAUCUUGCUGAUAAUGUGUGCAAGCACUUAUGGAAAGGCAUUUUUUUCCUUGAAUGAGUUUUUGCUUUUGAAUUU
Molecule: messenger RNA, 1409 nt
Organism: Pterocles gutturalis (yellow-throated sandgrouse)
Lineage: Eukaryota; Metazoa; Chordata; Aves; Pterocliformes; Pteroclidae
Gene: SCPEP1
Product: serine carboxypeptidase 1
Exons: 12
Coding region: 1-1221 (406 amino acids)
Biological process (GO): proteolysis
Molecular function (GO): serine-type carboxypeptidase activity
Source: RefSeq, a predicted model, not a curated record